AUGGAGAGAGAUCAGAAUCGCAACACCACAGCCGAAGAUGCCAUUCGCCUCGAGAACGGCGAGGCUCAUCCCCUUCGCGAAAAUCAAGUCCACAGCGGAAAGUAUUUCGAGUUGCUCAAAAUUCGCCGACAACUUCCAGUGUCAUCAAAACGACAAGAAUUUCUCGAUGUAUAUCACCGGAACCAAGUCAUCGUCUUGUCGGGCGAGACAGGGUCUGGUAAAACUACGCAGAUACCUCAGUUCGUCUUGUUUGAUGAACUUGCAUCCACGAGCUUGAUCGUCUGUACCCAGCCCCGGAGAAUCGCUGCCAUUUCAGUAGCUAAACGGGUUGCUGAUGAGUUGGACGUCAAAUUGGGUGAAGAGGUUGGAUACCAGGUUCGCUUCGACAAACGUAAUAAACGCGUCAAAACCCGUCUGAGCUACAUGACCGAUGGAAUGCUAUUACAGCUUGUAAAAAGCGAUCUUCACAUCAAGAAAUACGGAUGUGUUAUCGUCGACGAAGUGCAUGAACGCACAUUACCAACAGACCUCCUUUUGGCCUUGCUAAAACGCGCCUUGCCUCAUCGCCCUGAUCUGAAGGUCAUCGUUAUGUCGGCUACAGCUAAUGCAAACAAAUUUCUCAACUACUUCGGCCAAGGAAGUCAAUUCACAAUACCUGGACGCUUGUUUCCUAUCGAUAUCCGGUACCUCCAAGAAGCCAUUCCCGAUUACGCAUAUGUUGCUCUACACACGGCAAAACACAUCCACGAGACUUCCGCAGAUGGCGAUAUCCUCCUCUUUAUGCCGUCUGUCAGUGAAAUAGAAGAUGCAUGUGUCCAACUGCGAGGGGCUACAAAGGGUCUCGAGGUCCUGCCCCUAUACUCCCAAUUAUCCAGGGCUGAGCAGGAUAAGGUGUUUACGCGGUCUUCACAUCGUCGAUGUAUCAUUUCUACCAACAUCGCAGAGGCAAGUGUGACUAUCGAUGGUGUUGUAUAUGUUAUUGAUCCCGGUCUAGCAAAAGAGUCUCGAUACAAUCCCCGAAUCGGUCUAGAGAGCAUCUUUACUGCACCCAUCUCACAGGCGUCGGCUCAGCAAAGGGCCGGUCGAGCUGGCCGCAUGGGGCCAGGCGUGUGUUAUCGUCUUUACACAAAGGACGACUUUGACAAGAUCCUUCUUCCCACAACACCUCCAUCGAUCUUGUUAAACAACCUUUCUGAUUUUGUCCUACAGCUUAAAGCUAUGGGUAUUUCUGAUAUUGAAAACCUCGACUUCCUCGACAAACCCGAUCCUGAGGUCUUCUUCCGUGCUCUAGAAGACCUGCUCGCAAUGGAUUACUUGGACAAUAAUGCAGAGAUCACCUCGAAAGGCAGAAUGGCCGCAAGUCUCCCGGUUCAUCCAGUUUGGUACAACGCCAUCGCGAUGGCACACGAGCUAGGCUGCAGCCAGGAGAUGUUAACUAUUGCAGCCAUCCAAAGCAACCAACAUCCUAUAUUUCUACGUCCUCAGUCCUCCAAAUCUGCCGCUGAUCUAGCUCAUCAGCGUUUCGCAUGCCCUGUUUCUGAUCACAUUACUCAGCUCAACGCUGUACAUGCCUAUCUCCAGACUGAAUCCCAGUCUAUUCACCCUUCUGGUUCCGGAGUCGAUAUAAAUAUGCGGGAGUGGUGCUCGGAUGCUUUUAUUAGCAUGAGUGCUGUUGAAGAGGUUAAACUUAUCCGCAAGCAACUACGUAAAUCCUUCGCCGAUUUAUUCAAAGAGGACCCGAAGGCCGGCAAUUUGAAAAGCCCUGAGUACGACAUCAAUAUUCGCAAAGCGCUCGCGUGGGCAUUUUCUCAUCAGGUGGCUUUCAGUGGUGGUGGGGACGAUCUCUAUAGAGUUCUUCACUUCAAUUGGCACGCGGGCAUACAUCCCGAUCGCAGCCUUCUAGGGAUCAAUCAUCAGUGGGUCAUCUACAACAGCUUUGUCGAUAUCUUUCAACAGCACCUCACAACAGUCACAGCUAUCGAACCUGAGUGGAUCAUGGGUUCCAACAGUUUUCAAGAGUCGAGCUGGCGAAUAAAAGAAAAAGAAGGAGAUGCUGUGUACAGGAUGCCACUUGCCAAAGCAGCGUUUGACGAGGCUUGUGACAAUUAUCGCAAUUCCCAUGAUUUUAAUAUCACCUGA
Fusarium sp. VM40 is the source of this 2139-nucleotide messenger RNA. The record is from the annotation of a GenBank genome assembly. Lineage: Eukaryota; Fungi; Ascomycota; Sordariomycetes; Hypocreales; Nectriaceae.